Rattus norvegicus (Norway rat) is the source of this 7908-nucleotide messenger RNA. RefSeq names its product solute carrier family 16, member 4 (gene Slc16a4). Gene Ontology annotation, molecular function: transmembrane transporter activity. Lineage: Eukaryota; Metazoa; Chordata; Mammalia; Rodentia; Muridae. Gene Ontology annotation, cellular component: plasma membrane. The record is from RefSeq and is a predicted model, not a curated record. Gene Ontology annotation, biological process: transmembrane transport.
CUGUGUUCUUAUGCAAGGGCACAUGGACCAAACAUUUCCCUCAACCUGAGUGACAUGGGUAAUAUUGUAGAGUCCUUAAUAAGACAAGAAACUAUUUCUCAUUAUAAAAUACAGUAGGUGCUCCUGGUUUUGUAUGUAACUAAAGCCUAGGGGUUAGCAUAGUCACCAUCUGAACUCUUAACUGAGGGGAUGCCUACAUCCUUUGUUUGGUUAUUUGUUUGUUUGGUUGGUUGGUUUUUCCAAGACAGGGCUUCUCUGAGUAGCCCUCACUGUCCUGAAAUUUGGUAGACCAGCUUAGCCUGAAACUCAGAGAUCUGCCUGCCUCUGCCUCCCAAGUGCUGGGAUGAAAGAUGUCUGCCACCACUGCCUGGCAGGGAGGGACUACAUUUUAAACAUCACCCAGAGCAUAUCAGAAAUAGGCAUGUUGGACAAUUUUUUUUUUAACCAUUUGAGAGUAAAAAUAAUCUUCAGCCUUCAGUGAUUCUCAACAGAGUACUGCACAAGAAGGUGAAAAGGAAUUUGUGUGUGUGUUACAUUGCUCCAUGUAAGCUGUGUGUGAAUUCAGCUUAUAUGUGUUAGGACCAGAAGACAGCUGUGGGAGUUUAUUCUCCUACCAUGGGUCCUGGGGACCCAGCUCAGGUUGUUAAGCAGAAACUUUUACCCACUGAACCAUCCUGCCAGUCCUAGUUUGUCUAUUUGUUUAAAUAGCGUCUACUGCUCUUUGGCAAUUUAAUACUUCCCUAUAUAAAAUAAAUUCUAGAACAUUAGAGUAAGGUGCUGUUUACAGAAUAAGGAUUUUGAGUAAGAUGCUUGAAGGUCUUAAGCUGGUUCUUAAGUAGAAGGGUAGUCUAUAAUGUUUAGGUAUUCAAUAUAUAUGUUUUAUCUGCACCACUGUCAAACCCAUUCUGAGCAUGACCUUUGUCUUACAUCCGAAGCUCUGCUGACUAGGGGCCAAGUAUUCAAGCUUCUGAGCCUGUCAGGACAUUCUCUGUCAAACCCCCACACUGGAGACAGAUCAUUUUCUUUUUUUUUUUUUUUUUUUUUUUUUUUUUGGUUCUUUUUUUUUCGGAGCUGGGGACCGAACCCAGGGCCCUGCGCUUCCUAGGCAAGCGCUCUACCACUGAGCUAAAUCCCCAACCCCAACAGAUCAUUUUCUAGUCUGUACAGAACUAAGGCUGAAGUGUGGUUGCACAGGGUUUUCCCCUGAUUUGAUGUAUUAAUUUGAUUAGACUAUGAGAGGCCAAGAUACUUGAGUUAAGCCAUUUCUGAAUGUUUCUGGCAAAGGCCACUUGAAUCAAUAUGUUUGUGAGCUUCCUGUAACCCACUGAGUCCCUGAGUAAGCUAAAGACCUGUUCUUUCUCCCUAUUGUUUGAUUCUUUGACCUAGGGUACUGUUCCUCCAUUCCUAGACUGACUGAAACUUACACCUCAGUUUUGGUGGCCUCAUUUGGAAUAGAACCUGACCAUUGACUCCCAGGACUGCAGUUUGCUCAUUGCAGAUGUUGGUCUUCUUAGUGUCUAUAAUUAUACAAACCAGUUACUUAGAGUAAAAUUUACUGUCGCCACUUCUUCUGCCAACUGUUUCUGGCUCUGAAGAACAUUAUUUCUUGGGGAAAGCCAGGCAAAUUCCUCAGUAUACUGGAUGUUUUAUGUCAACUUGACACAAGUUGAGGUCAUGAGAGGAGGGAACCUCAAUUAAGAAAAUGCUUCCACCUGGGGAGACUGCCUCUUGUGGCCAGGCAAGAACGCCAGGGGAUCAAGAGGGACACCAGUCCACCUACAAAUCUUUCUACUCAAAACCUAUCCUGUGUAUAAGAAAUGCAGGGAUUGGGGUUGGAGCAGAGACUGAGAGACAGCCGGCCAAUAACCAGCCCAACUUGAGACCCAUCUCAUGGACAAGCACUUGACACUAUUAAUGAUACUCUGUAUGCUUGCAGACAGGAGUCUAGCAUGGCUGUCUUCUGAGAGGCUCCACCCACCAGCUGACUCAAACAGAAGCAAACACCCACAGCCAAACAGUGAAUGGAGUUUGGGGACUCUUAUGGAAGAAUAGGAAGGAUCACAGCCCCUAAGGGGAUAGGAACUCCAUAGGAAGAUCAACAGAGUCAACUAACCUGGACCCUUGGGGCUCUCAGAGUCUGAACCAUCAACCAGAGAAUACCCGUGGGCUGGACCCAGGCCUCCCCACACACACGUAGCAGAUGUGCAGCUUGUUCUUCACAGUGUUAGCUCCCUAAGGACUGGAGCACGGGCUAUCCCAAAAGCUGUUGCCAAUAUGUGAGCUAUGUUCUUCCUGCUGGGCUGCCUUGUCUUCCUCAGGAGAGGAAGCUCCUAGCCUCACAGAGAAUUGAAGUGCCAUGGUGGAAAGAAAGGAAGGUAGGCAGGAGGACCACCCAAUCAGAGGAGAGGGGAUGGAGUUAGGAUUGUGUGUGUGAGAGGGGGAUGUAAAGUGAAUAAGUUAAAAAGAGAGAGAAGAGAAAAGGAAGGAAGGAAAAGAAAAUGCUUUCAUAAGAUAUGGCUGUAGGCAGGCCUUUAAGGGCAUUUUCUUGCUUAGUGAUUGACAGGGGAGGGUCUAGUUCAUUGUGGGUGGUGUCACCCCUGAGGUGGUACUGGGUUCUAUAAGAAAGCAGGCUGAGGGUUGGGGAUUUAGCUCAGUGGUAGAGCGCUUGCCUAGGAAGCACAAGGCACUGGGUUCGGUCCCCAGCUCCGAAAAAAAGAACCAAAAAAAAAAAAAGAAAGCAAACUGAGCAAGCCAGUAAGCAGCACCCUCCAUGGUUUCUGCAUCAGCUCCUGCCUCCAAGUUCCUGUCCUGUUUGAGUUCCUGUUCUGACUUCCUUCAAAGAUGAAUAGAUAUGGAAGUGUAAGUCAAAUAAACCCUUUCCUCCCCAGCUUGCUUUUUUGUCAUAGUGUUUCCCUAACUAAGAUACUUAGGUCUGAUGAUCCACUAGGACUCAAAAGAUUCAGCAUUUCCCUGUAAUCAUGUUUAUUAUAGUAAAAGGAGGAUUGACAAAGAGAAAUGGUGUUUCAGACAAACGAAAAAAGAAACAGGGCACGAAGUUCCAAGAACUCUCCUUUAGUCAAGUCACAUAGAAUGCACUUAAUUUUUCCAGCACUGAGUUGUAACAUUUAUGAAAUAUCUUCAUCUGGAAAAGUCAUUAUACACUCAGUGCCCAGAGGAGGCUGAUCACAUGAGCAUUUUCUACUAGCAAGUGUCAAACUUGCAGGUUCCCAGAAGGGAGUGUUUAGCAUAAGUCAGAUUGUUUGCUCCCUAUAGGAACAGUGAUGGCAGAGAUUCCCCCGAAGGCUAAGUUCACAAAUGCCAGCUCAGGCCAAUUCUGUAACCUGACUUUUGUUAUGGUAUGUUAUGUUUUAUUUAUUUAUUGGAGGGGGGUUUAGGGGUUGGAACAGGGUUUCUCUGCAUAUACUUAACUGUCCUGGAGCUCCCUUUGUAGACCAGGCUGGCCUUGAAUGCAGAGAUCUGCCUGUCUUUGCCUCCUGAGUGCUGGAUCAAUGGCCUGUGCCCCUGUGCCCCUGUGCCCCUGUGCCCCUGUGCCCCUGUGCCCCUGUGCCCCUGUGCCCAGCUUUGUGAGUCAACCUUUUGUUUGUUUUUUGAGACAGGCUUUUUCUGUGUAUCCCUGGCUGUUCUGGAACUCACUCUGUAGGCCAGGGUGGCCUCGAACUCAAAAGUCCACCUCCCUAUCUCUGCUUCCUGUGUGCUGCCUGGCUCUGAAUCAAGUUUUUAUACCUAAGGACUGAACAGGACAAGGAAAGCUGGGUGACUUUCUUAACCCAGUAGAGUUGUGCUAAACUCUGAGUCCCAGGGCUGAAAAGUAUUCAUACGUUAUCAGAUAGCGGAACAAUGGUAGUAAGAAAUUAUGGUAAAUUCUUACCAAAUAGCUUUAGGGCCAAGAGUUAAGAGGUUAUUGGCUGAGAUAUUCAUAUGUUUAAAGACUCUGUAAACACGACAUUGAGUCAGUGGGUAUGAGUGCUGAUAUAUUAACUAAUAUCCCAGAUAGCUUAAUAAUUCUUUCCUCUAGUUAACAAGAGUGAUUCGCAAUUUUUUCCUUUUUGGAGGGAGAGGGUGGGAGUGAGGGCAGGGUCUGACUUUAACCCUGAUUUGCUCAAACUCAAAGCACUCUUCCUUACUUCAGCAAUUGGUGUGCUGAGAUUAUAAGUGUGAGCUACCAUAAACAGCAGUAAGAAGUAUUAUUAAUCUUAAACAAUUUUGCAAAAAUAGUAUUAGCAACAUUUUAUAGCGUUGGAAACAAAUCGGAAGAGGUUAACUUACUCAGAAUUUUCAGACUUAAAAUGCAAAGCUGAGAUUCUAUCCAAACCAGCAUUACUCACUAGCCCUUGACAGUUUCUAUAUAAAAGGUUUGAUGAAAGGGCUCAUCUCUGAGGACUCCAACAUCCUCUUAGCCUGCCUACACAUUCCUCUCCAUCUCAAACCCUGCCUCAGGGCUCCGGGAGGAGCUAUCAUAUCAAGCUCAAUUCAUCUCUUCUAACUAAAUCAUAGGUUUGCUUUAAAAGAGUAGCAAUCCUGCCACCAAAGACCUUGAAAACAGUUCCAUGGAUGGUCACUAAAAACAUUUUCUGGUGUGUAUAAUUAUCACAAAGCUCUCUGAAAAGCAUGCCUCUUCCUCUGGGUUUUGCCUUCUGCUGAACGUUUAUUUGGUCUUUCCCACCAACACUACAUAUCUGCACCAUCCAUCCAUGAUUGUAUUCACUAAGCAGUCUCCCUAACUAAGCCAUCCUUCUUUAAGAAUUUUAAUAAAGGUUGGGGAUUUAGCUCAGUGGUAGAGCGCUUGCCUAGCUAGCGCAAGGCCCUGGGUUCGGUCCCCAGCUCCGAAAAAGAAAAAAGAAAAAAAAAUGUUAAAGAUUUUAAUUAAAAAAAAAUUAGAGAUGGGCUUUAAGAGGAUGAAAAGUCCUGUGUUUAAAAAACAGAACAAGAGGGCAGAUUUCCAGAUCAAACAAAGAAAUCAUACUUUGGUUUAAAAUACACUCUGGUUUAAAAUCUGGAAUGUUGGUAUUGGGAGAUCAAAGGCACUUUUUUGUUGACUUUUUUUUAAUGUGGAAGGUGGAGCAAAGAAAGGAAAUUGGAUUGGAAUGUUGAAUUAUUCAGGUAAUUUUCUAGGACUCAGCCUUAAUCAUUUCCAAAAUUCAGUAAAAAAAGAAUCAUUAAAAUUACUCUAAGUAUAUAUCUUCAAGGGAAGUUAAAGUAAUUGGGUUCAAAAAAGUAAUUAAAAUGGGGCCUGAAACCCCAAAUUAGUAACCAUACUAUUUAGUCAGUGAGCACAAAAGAGCACAGAACAAGCUGUGGGUUUGCGACUGUGGACUAAACCCAAGUACACAGGUUAAGCAUCACGGAGCAGUAUCUCCAGCCCCAGUGGUGGUUGAAUAAAAAGCUCCCCCACCUCUGGAACAGUUUUGUUUCUCUUACAAAGCAGUCUUGAGACUCCCUGAGGAACUUUGGACAAGUGUUUCAAAAAUCUGGAGUCCAAUACGCCCCCCUCCCCACCCCCACCCCAGACAUGAGAUGUCACCGGGAGGAUUUUCUCAGUUUACUCCAGUGGCUUUUGGCCUGAGGUUUAAAAGAAAAAAUCUACCUUGUGGGCUGGCUGGAAGGCUGGCCUGAGCUGCUCUCAAGUUACAGCCUUUCCUCCUCCCUCAGGAAGUAAAGUCCACUGGCAGGAGCGCCUAAACCUCCGUGCUGCCCUGCUUGACUGCAAUGCCUGGUUGUUUUCACCAAGUAGCGGAAUGAAAAAGAGUAGAAAAAGAGUAACGCUUUAGGAAAAAUAACUUAAUUUUUCCUCCAACAUUUUCUUGUCUUCAGAGGACUCAUUUGCUUAAAGCAGUCUCUGUUCGUGACAUAAAGGAAGUCUCAUGAAGAAGAGGGAAGAAAAGCCCUCCCCUUACACCAAACCCCUGGAUGGAGGAUGGGGAUGGAUGGUUGUGCUUCAUUUUUUCCUGGUGAAUGUGUUUGUGAUGGGAAUGACCAAGACAUUUGCAAUUUUCUUUGUGGUUUUUCAAGAAGAGUUUGAAGGCACUUCAGAGCAAAUUGGUUGGAUUGGAUCUAUUAUGUCAUCACUCCGUUUUUCUGCAGGUCCCCUGGCUGCUAUUAUUUGUGACAUAUUUGGAGAAAAAACUACCUCCAUUCUUGGGACUUUCCUUGUUUCUGGUGGCUAUCUCAUCAGCAGCUGGGCCACAGGCAUUCCCUUUCUUUGUGUGACCAUGGGACUGCUACCUGGUUUGGGGUCUGCUUUCUUGUACCAAGUAGCUGCUGUGGUAAUUACCAAAUAUUUCAAAAAACGAUUGGGUCUUUCUACAGCAAUUGCCCGUUCAGGGAUGGGACUGACAUUUUUGUUGGCACCCUUUACAAAACUCCUGAUAGAUCUUUAUGACUGGACAGGUGCUCUUAUAUUAUUUGGAGCUAUUGCAUUGAAUCUGGUGCCUUCCAGCAUGCUCCUAAGACCUGUCCACAUCCAAUCAGACAGCAAUUCUGAUAUUAAAAACAAAGGUAGCAUUUUGUCUGCAACUGGACCAGAGUUAUCACACAAGACAGAAACACCAAACCGCAAUAAGGCACAAGAGUCUCUCAUCAAAGACAGUGCUGUGAAGAAAUCUGGACAACCUACUACAACUUUAACUGUCUUAGAAAAUCAAAUUGAAGAGAUUAGCACUAGGCCUCAUAGGAACAGGCCGUUACUUAUGAGCAAUGACAAAACUUACAAGAAAAAGUUUGUUUCAUGGAACUGCAAAGAAAAACUUCUAGAUAUUUCUCUCUUUAGAAAUCCUUUCUUCUACAUAUUUACCUGGUCUUUUCUCCUGAGUCAACUAGCAUAUUUCAUUCCUACCUUUCAUCUGGUAGCCAGAGCAAAAACACUUGGAAUCGACAUAAUGGAUGCCUCCUACCUUGUGUCUGUAGCUGGUAUCACUGAGACAGUCAGUCAGCUCAUUUCUGGAUGGAUUGCAGAUCAGAAUUGGAUCAAGAAGUAUCAAUACCACAAGGCUUACCUCAUCCUGUGUGGUGUUACUAACCUGCUUGCUCCUUUAGCCACCACAUUCCCACUCCUUAUGGCCUAUACCAUCUUUUUUGCCAUUUUUGCUGGUGGCUACCUGGCACUAAUACUGCCAGUAUUGGUUGACCUAUCUAAGAAUUCUAGAGUACACAGGUUUUUGGGAUAUGCCAGUUUCUUUGCUGGGAUGGCUGUUCUUUCUGGACCACCAAUAGCAGGCUGGAUAUACGAUUAUACACAGACAUACGUGGGCUCUUUCUAUUUCUCUGGCACCUGCUAUAUCCUCUCUUCAGUUUCCCUUUUUUUUGUACCACUGGCUGAAAGAUGGAAACUCAAGCAGUCUGACCUUCUAAGGACUACAAUCAAGUAAGAGCCUAACAAAAAAAAUCUAAAUAAGCUACUGUAAGUAAAAGCUUAGAAGAAAAAAAACUUUGUUAAGAAAGUAAACCAUAUAAUUUUUAAGAUUCCUUCCUACUUUAUUAGCACUGCCAGGAAUGUCCAAUUGGUGGAAGGAGUAAUAAAUGAGUAACAACUUAAACUGUUAGUAUUUAAUCAAAUAAGCUAAAAAUUGAAUCCAUUGAAGCAGCUACUUUACUAUUAAAUGACCAAAGGAAUAUUCUACAAUAAAUCAAUCCAAUUUUUCAUUUGUGCUAUGGUAAUUCUGUCAUUAAAAUAUGCAACAAUUGUAGACUACUUUUCUUUUAUUUAAAUAUAGUAAUUGGUUAACCAGAACUCUGGAAUCUGAAUAAAGCCUUACUUAGUGACAAGAAGGAUAAUACCCUCUCCAAAACAUUUAUUGUUGUUUAUUUAUUAUAAGUACUUUAUUUUAUUACUUUGUCUCUUAAAUUUCUAUAAUGUACUACUAUCUAAUAAAAAUAAAAUUGCUAAAAUAA